UCUUUCACCAGCAACAAAGAGAGAAGAGAAAAAUCGACGAAUAAGAAUGAGGGGAGUAGGAGCAGAGAAGAAGAUAACUCUGGAGGAAUACGUCGAUUUCAUCAACUCUGCAAAGUCCAUCGACUUCACCUGCUCCUACCUCAAUCAGAUCCUUCACAUUCACGGCUUCCGAAAGCUUCACAAAUCCAAUAAGAAAACUGUAGGAGAAGCAGUAGGCGCAGUGGAUCUACUCGAUCUCUCUCGCUCGACUCUCAAUCAAACCUCCGUCGCGUCAUCAGCUUCCCUAACUCUCGAUCAAGUCAUAAGCGACAUCGAAGCUCUCAAGUGGCAGGAGUGCUGCCUCACCUCUCUCCAGAUCAUCAGUUCCGAUGAAGUCACUCCAGGACCAGCCGUCGCCAGCCCCAAGCAGAAAUCGAACAAGAGAAAGAUCGGAAACCAAAAGAAGAAGAAGAAAAUGCGAAGAGCGUCAGAUCUAUGAACGAAGCAGCAGCAGCUAAUUACUUCCUACGACGACGUAACGACUCUCUGAAAAUUUCUAAUUACUGUUUGUUAAUCUUCCUUUAAUCUCACCUUUGAAACAGAUCACUAUGCAGUAUGCAUUAUACGAGAAAUAUUAAAAAACAAUAUCAUAUAGUAAGCAAAAAUAUACUAUAUUA
Messenger RNA from Brassica oleracea var. oleracea, 656 nucleotides. RefSeq lists its product as uncharacterized. Bases 47 to 478 code for a protein of 143 amino acids. The transcript is spliced from 3 exons. NCBI's taxonomy places the organism in Eukaryota, Viridiplantae, Streptophyta, Magnoliopsida, Brassicales, Brassicaceae. The record is from RefSeq and is a predicted model, not a curated record.